CUAAAGCAGGAAGAGGCCCCUCCCUCUUCCCCUCUUCUGUCCAGACAGGAGACCUGUGACCAGUGGAAUCACUGCUAAUAAGCACUUAACGUAGCAAUUUUGUGAGAGCGCCUCCUAUUGGCUGGAGCACCUAUCUCCGCAGUCAUUGGUUGGCGCUCAGCUCUGAUGGCCUCUGAUUGGCUGAGGAAUAUUAACUGACUUCUACAUGAAAGGUGAAUACCACACCACCUUUUUCUGCACACCUCCAUACAGGAAGGUUUUUUUUUAAACCCCAGUACAGUAUAUAAAAAUGUGCAUAUGUGUACAGUUUGUGUCAAUAGUGUGCCUAAAUGUACUGUCAACUCUAUUUUCAUAUUUUUCUUUAACCUAAAAAAAAGAAAUCAGAAUGUCAUGAUCACUUUAUGCGACUGAAAAUGACUUUAGGGUGUUUCUUUUUUGCAUCUUGCUUCUCAACAAACCCUUCAUUGAGAGCAACUGUGCUCAGAGCAGUAUAACACUAAUAAAAGGUAACUCAGACUAACUGAUCUACCGAGUGUCUUGUGUGACGUAGUAAAGUACAAGGGAACCAUGAAAUGAUUGCAUUUAUCUCAUGUUCAGAUACACUUGUCUCCGUUUCAAACAGUGUCCUUGUCCCGACAUUGUCCAUGUUCAUGUCCAAGCUGGCUCUCUACGUCUUCCUCUGCGCUUUUCCCACUGGAUCGACGAUGAUAACCACUCCCCAUACGGCCAAACCUUACAGUUAAAAAAGUUAUUUUAAUACACCGUAUUUGCUCACAUGACUUGUAUGACAGCCGCACGGCGUUAACUCACUUGCUGCAAAUGUUAUCUGGGCGACCGUGCCCAUAGAGGGCGGCCCGCCGAGGCGCAUGACUUUGCGGGCAGCAUGGUACACGUAGGCCCCAGACAGGAUCAGACCACCGCCGGAGAUGAGGCGGCAGCUCCAGCAGUUCUUAAAAGUCCGCAUAGACUGGGACAUAGGCGGAUUCUCUCCUCCUGUUGGUGUCUCCGGUGUCGCCAUGCUGCUAUUGGUGCGGGUGCUAAAGCUAAUGCUAACGAUAGCGGCGGAAACGGAAAGUGCUAACAAUUGUUUAAAAUAUUCGUAAACUUUUGAGUGGUCAAAUAGCGUACGUAAUAUUCACUGUCUUAUAUUUUACUACAAAACACAUUUGUCCGUCCAAAAAGUGAAGGCGACUUCAAGGCUUACAUCAUUGUACUUCCGGGUGACAGUAGUCUUUCCUUUACGGCACUUUCAAAAUAAAGAUCGACUGUCAUUUUCUAUUCAGUGAAUCACCUGAGUCAAAUGCAAGAACAAUAAACGCUUAAGUGUAACAUGAAAGUGAAAUUAUGCUGAAUAGAUACCGUAUUGCCUUAUAGACCAAACGAUACGACGAGCCAGAUAAAUGUUUCUUUACUAUUAACUAUUAGCUUCGUUGUCAUAAAAAAUACAAUAAAAAAUAAAACAAUAGAAAAUACAAUAAACUCAAGUUGAAUGUUUACAGCAAUGGCCUUAUUUUAUUUACGUAUCUAGCUGGCGUAGAUGAACAUAACAUUCUAAAAAUAAAUGUAAAAAGAAAAUAACUUAUUAUUGUAGUGUAACACACAUCAAGAUUUAACAGUAAAAUACGACAAUAAAAUAAUUAUGUACAUGUCCUCUUCAAAAUAAAGCUUGUUUACAAAUUGGCAUUCAGGGGUGAGUGAGUAGGUGAACGAAUUAAAGGAAACGAGUACCCGUGAGUCCCGAUUCAGUUACAAAAAAACCUCGCGAGUUUUGAACGACACGUUCAUGACUCGCAUGCCACUAGCCAUGUUGCUACAAGUAGCGCUUACAGUCGCUUUUACUUUGACUCCAGGUUUUGGUCAAACUCCGUAUACUUUAGAUUCCACAUACUUUGCAGCUGUGUACGAACAUCGCGUGAUACUAAACCCGGAGCCCCUUGUCCCCCUGUCUCGGUCCAAUGCCCUCCAACAUAUGCAGAGGAACCUGGACGUCUACGAGGAGCAAGCUGCCCUGGCAGCCCAGCAGGGUGCCCACAUCCUGGUGUUUCCAGAGGGUGGUCUUCACGGUUUCAACUUCAGCCGUUCGUCCAUUUCUGGCUACCUGGAGACCAUUCCUGACCCUCAGGAGGAGCACUGGAACCCCUGCACCGAGCACGGCAGAUUUAACAAUACAGAGGUUCUCCAGCAGUUGAGCUGCAUGGCUCGCCGCCACAAUCUUUACGUGGUGGCCAACAUGGCUGAUCUGCAGCCCUGCCCCCUGAAGACAGACCCCGCCUCGUCCUGUCCCUCAGAUGGACACUGGCAGUUCAACACCAACGUGGUUUUCAGGUCAGAUGGACUGCUGGUGGCACGCUACCAUAAACACAACCUUUAUUUUGAAAAGGCCGCGGACACACCGCCGCAGCCGGAGAUCAUAACGUUUGACACGCCUUUUGCUGGGAGGUUUGGCCUCAUCAUCUGCUUUGACAUCCUCUUCUACGAGCCCAAAAUCACCCUGCUGGAGAGGGGCGUGCGUCAGCUGAUCUUCCCCACAGCCUGGAUGAACCAGCUGCCCCUCCUCGACACCAUCCAGUUUCAGCGGGCCUUCAGCCUGGGUGCCAAUGUCACGCUGCUGGCCGCCAACGUUCGCAACGACCGACUGAUCAUGACAGGAAGUGGCAUCUACACCCCUUUCACGGCCUCCUACCAUCACGCGCAGAAAGGGGACCCCGAGGAGGGCCGGCUGAUCGUGGCCAGGAUCCCCGUGCUGGAGCCGGAGUGGGCGGGUGCGGGUGUGGCUGCAGAGGAGGGCGCAGUCAAGGGGACGACCACAGACUCGGGAUUUUGUCACCAAGACAGCUGUGCUUCCUCUCCACCAUCCUCCUCCACCUUUACUUCCUCCAUGAUGUACGAUCCUUUUAAAUUUGUCCUCCUUAACGACACAAACCACCUGGAGGUGUGCGAUGGCGCCUUCUGCUGUCGCCUGCAGUACCAGCGUUUUCCACAGAGGGGCAGUAAGGAGCUCUACGCACUGGGUGCGUUUGCUGGCACUCAUACCGUCAAUGGGCGUUAUGCUGUGCAGGUGUGCGCCGUGGUCCGCUGUGCAGGCUCCGAGGCCAGCUCCUGUGGGCAGGAAGUGGAGGAGGCAGAAACUAAAUUAGACUUUACACUGGAAGGACAGUUUGGGACCAAGUACGUAUACCCAUCAGUUCUGGUGAGCCGUUACAUCCUGGAGCAGCCUGAACACGUGGAGAAGAUGGGAGAUGGGAAGGUGACCAUGACACAUUCAAACAUGGCAGGUGGUCUGGUCACUGCAUGCUUGUAUGGACGUGUCUAUCACCUGGACAACCAAUGAACCACUGUGAUGCUGUCAGGAGAGGACAAAUUAAACACGGACUAGUAAGAUUAGCAAUACCAUCUUGAACUCAUGAAAACUUUAUUCUGUAGAAACAUUGCAAUAAAGACUGUUCAUCCCCUGCAGGAAAAGUGCUUGUUUUCAAAAAGGCAAUAUUUAUUCAUUUCUCUCUCUCACCAACACACACGCACACAUCAGUACAGUACAUAAACAUCAAGGUGUGGCUGCAGGUGCCGCAACAAUCCUUCAGUUAAAAAAAAAAAAAAAAGGUUGCCAAUGUCCCUCUUUGAAUUGAAGUACAUCCUCAAACUGCAAAGUGGUUGACCAUGAUCACCGUUUCAAAUAGAAAGACCAGUCAUCCACGUGGUCCCGUUUAGAAUGAUACAUUUUGUUCCUUAGUAAUCUGAGCUUCCUGUCACUAAAUAUGUGAAGAAUAUUAGUGAGAUGAUUCCAAAAACCCCAAGGAGUUGAAUUUAAACAUGACAAGUUUGUAAUAUUAAAAUUAAAAACACUGGCCUACGAGGGAGUGUAAUGUUUUUGGAGGGGGGAGGA
Messenger RNA from Dunckerocampus dactyliophorus (ringed pipefish), 3883 nucleotides. It is a transcript of the gene btd, whose product is annotated as biotinidase. The record is from RefSeq and is a predicted model, not a curated record. The coding region runs from base 1784 to 3331 and encodes 515 amino acids. Lineage: Eukaryota; Metazoa; Chordata; Actinopteri; Syngnathiformes; Syngnathidae. Gene Ontology annotation, molecular function: hydrolase activity, acting on carbon-nitrogen (but not peptide) bonds, in linear amides. The transcript has 6 exons.